CAAAUGUCGAAAAUUUAGUAAGGGUUUUACAGAUAUCCAAUAAUAUAAUGCCACGUGGAAAUUAAACAGCAUUUGAUUGGUUAAUAAAUUGGGAUAAAACUGUAAUUUCGUAAACAUUCCUUAUUUUCCUUCUUUUUUUUUUUUGACAAAAAUUUCGUAACAUCUUCUUCAAACUCAGAAAGUAUUAGCAAAUUCCUCUUUGGCGCUCUCUUCCUGUUCCUCCUCUCGUUCUAAAGAUUCAAAGAACCCCGGCGAUACUGAAUUUUCUGGAGUUAUGGAACACGGGUCGUUUUCAGAUCUUAGUAAAUCAUCAUUUUCUUUGACGGAUGAGGAUCAUACAUUGGCAAACUCAAUUAGGUUCACUUUGAAUCAGGAUCCAAGAGUAACAUUCUGUGGAUACAGCAUUCCCCAUCCUUCAGACAAUCGUGUUAACAUUAGAAUUCAGACAACAGGUGAGCCGGCAACAGAUAUAAUGAAAGAUGCAUGCCAGGAUCUAAUGUUGGUAUGCAAGCAUGUCAGGGAAACUUUUGAUCAAGCUGUUGUUGAUUUCAAAAAGAGCAACAAUGACAUGGAUGUCAACUAGUUUUGAACUCAAUUAAGUUGCUAAGUUGUGCACACUUACGUUAAUUUUGAUGGUAAAUGUAAUUGAAGACAGUUGAACAACACAACAUGUUUACUUAUUUAUUAAUAAUUAUUGUUAUAAAAAAAAGCAAUGAUUUCUGAUCGUUUGCUU
Molecule: messenger RNA, 733 nt
Organism: Cannabis sativa
Lineage: Eukaryota; Viridiplantae; Streptophyta; Magnoliopsida; Rosales; Cannabaceae
Exons: 4
Coding region: 275-583 (102 amino acids)
Biological process (GO): DNA-templated transcription
Cellular component (GO): RNA polymerase III complex; RNA polymerase I complex
Molecular function (GO): DNA binding; protein dimerization activity; DNA-directed RNA polymerase activity
Source: RefSeq, a predicted model, not a curated record